This is a messenger RNA of Schistocerca serialis cubense, 569 nucleotides long. RefSeq lists its product as uncharacterized. The coding region runs from base 1 to 498 and encodes 165 amino acids. NCBI's taxonomy places the organism in Eukaryota, Metazoa, Arthropoda, Insecta, Orthoptera, Acrididae. The record is from RefSeq and is a predicted model, not a curated record. The transcript is spliced from 2 exons.
AUGCUACGUAACAGUUUUUCAGGGAGUGUGACCUUGACUGGAGGCUGCUGCACGUGUGACGCCCUCGUAGCGACAGCGCGGGACGCUCGCCAGGCUGUGGUCGCGCUGGCUGGUGCCACGUUCCGCUGGCCAGCCUUCCGCCACGCCCAUCCCCGGUGCACUCUGCGCUCGCGUAACCACCACCAGUAUAAAGGCGGGGCCGCCAGCCCCCGGCAUCAGUCGACGACAGCAAACCGAAGGCGACACCAUGAAGACUCUCGUGUUCCUGUUUGUGGUGCUGGCUGUGGUGUGCGCGGCUCUGGCUGUGCCGGGCCCUCUGCCCCUACCACGUCCUGGCCCAGUGCCGAUCCCUGCUGCGCCCAGGGAGACCCUGCGUGGCAGCGAGCAGGUCUACUACGGUGCUUACUACCCAUACGUCGUCGGCUGAGCACAAUGACAAUGGAAAACGGCUACCUAAUGGGCAUCGCUGUGGACUUGAUACAGACAUCUUUUGGCUAAUGUUUACUAUUUCUCUAUUACAUCCGAAAUUGCCUUUAAUUCUCAAUAAAUUUUACACUUCCUAUUAAGAA